Aspergillus ochraceoroseus IBT 24754 is the source of this 2875-nucleotide messenger RNA. Its product is annotated as putative DUF221 domain protein. Gene Ontology annotation, molecular function: calcium-activated cation channel activity. Bases 77 to 2785 code for a protein of 902 amino acids. The transcript has 6 exons. Gene Ontology annotation, cellular component: plasma membrane. NCBI's taxonomy places the organism in Eukaryota, Fungi, Ascomycota, Eurotiomycetes, Eurotiales, Aspergillaceae. The record is from RefSeq and is a predicted model, not a curated record.
CCCCCCCCCCCCCCCGGGAUUCCCUCCCCCUUUUCAAGUCAACAACCGCCCGUGCUGAGAUACGUUCGAUCCCACUAUGGCAAUUUUCGAUGUUGGCCAUCAGGGCCUUCAUCAAUUCAUCCGCCGUGAUGAUAGUGUGCAAAACACCUCCAACUCGGCUUCGAGUUUGGUCACCACCUUGGUUCCCUCGUUGAUUAUCGCCGUGGUUAUGGUCCUCGUUUUCAUUUUUUUGCGCCGCAGUGAGCGCCGCAUGUAUAUGCCUCGUACCUAUCUCGGAUUCCUGCGCGAGUCAGAGCGCACCCCCCCCUCGUCGACUGGUUUGAUGAAUUGGAUCUUUGACAUGUACCGCUUGCCCGACGAGUAUGUGCUACAGCAUCACUCUAUGGAUGCUUAUCUUCUCCUGCGCUUCCUCAAGAUUAUCUCGAUGAUCUGUUUCGUCGGAUGCUUGAUCACCUGGCCCAUUUUGAUGCCCAUCAAUGGGACUGGAGGUGCGGGUAAGCACCAAAUGGACAUUCUCAGCAUGUCUAAUGUCACCAAGGAUAAAUAUGCGCGGUACUUUGCGCAUGCCUUUGUUGCCUGGAUCUUUGUUGGGUUUGUUUUCUUUACCAUCACCCGCGAGAGCCUGUUUUACAUCAACCUUCGCCAGGCUUACUCGCUCUCUGCGUCUUAUGCGAGCCGACUGUCCUCCCGCACUGUACUCUUCACAGCUGUCACCGAGGACUAUCUGGACCGCGAGAAGAUCCGCCGCAUGUUUGGCGAGGAGAAGGUUAAGAAUGUGUGGCUUGCAACCGAUACCUCCGAAUUGGAAGACAAGGUUGAGGAGCGCGAUAAGGCUGCGAUGAAAUUGGAAGGUGCCGAAACUAAAUUGAUCCGCACCGCAAAUGCUGCACGACUGAAGACUCUCAAGAAGAAGAAUGGCCACAUCGAGGAUGUCCCGAUUUCCCCAGAGACUGAGGGAGAUGAUGACGAGUCUGGCUCUGUUGCCGCUCGUUGGGUGAAGCCUUCCGAUCGCCCCACUCAUCGCCUUACGCUUCUUAUUGGCAAGAAGGUUGACACAAUCAACUGGGCCCGGUCUGAGAUCGAACGUCUCACCCCUGAGAUCGAGGAGCUUCAAGCGAAACAUAAGGCGGGGGAUGCCAAGCUGGUAACUUCAGUGUUUGUGGAAUUUCAUGCUCAGGCAGAUGCACAAGCUGCCUUCCAGUCGGUGGCUCAUAACCUCCCUCUUCACAUGUCCCCCCGGUAUAUUGGAUUGGAACCCAGCCAGAUCAUCUGGUCCAACUUGCGUAUCAAAUGGUGGGAGCGCCUUGUUCGUUACUCUGCCACUAUCGCCUUUGUCGUGGCUUUGAUUAUCUUCUGGGCCAUCCCCACCGCAUUCGUCGGUUCUAUCUCCAAUGUCGACAGCUUGACUAACAAGCUCCAUUUUCUUCGCUUCAUUAACCAUGUGCCCGGCUGGAUCAAGGGUGUCAUUACCGGUCUUCUCCCCACUGUCUUGAUGUCCGUGCUUAUGGCCUUGUUGCCCAUCAUUCUUCGCUUGAUGGCCAAACUGGGUGGCGCUCCGUCCCUGGCGGCCGUGGAAUUGACAACCCAAAACUUCUACUUCGCUUUCCAAGUGGUCCAGGUCUUCCUCGUCGUCACGCUUGCGUCGUCCGCCAGCAGUGUCGUGACCAAGAUUGUCCAAGAGCCCACUUCUGCCGCCUCGCUGCUUGCCAACAAUAUUCCCACUGCUUCCAACUUUUACAUUUCGUACAUUGUCCUGCAGGGCCUGUCUUUCAGUUCCGGUGCACUUCUUCAGAUUACUGGAUUGAUCAUUGGAAAGAUCUUGGGUCGCUUGUUGGAUAACACUCCACGAAAGAUGUACAGCCGCUGGUCAAGCCUUGCCGGCCUGGGCUGGGGAACUGUUUACCCUGUCUUCACCCUCCUGGCAGUUAUUGCUAUUACAUACUCCUGCAUUGCCCCACUGGUUUUGGGAUUCGCGACCGUCGGUCUGUACCUCUUUUAUUUUGCGUACCGCUAUAACAUGCUGUACGUGUCGAAUGCCGACAUUGACACCCAGGGCAAAAACUAUGCCCGUGGACUGCAGCAGCUUACCACCGGAUGCUACCUUUUGGUCGUCUGUCUGAUUGGUCUCUUUGCCAUUGGCGCGGCUGGAAACUCAAUCGCCGUUGGACCCCUCGUCAUUGUCAUUAUCCUCCUUGUUGUCAUGAUUCUGUACCACUUUGCGCUCAACCAGGCCCUGGAGCCUCUCAUCCAGUAUCUGCCCAAGAACUUGGAGGCGGAAGAGGAAGCCCUUCUUUCUCAAGAGGCCACUGCCCUCGGCAACACCGCGAAUGGAGAGCAAAGUGAUGACGUCACUGCCACUACCACCGCCCCCAAGUCACAUGAGAACGGACAUGAGAAUGGCCUGGACACUGUGGAUUUUGCUGAGAAAGGCCUGACCGGCAUGCCCAUUGCGGAGCCCAAGGCCAACUUCAUCAUCAAGUAUCUGCGCCCCGAUAAGUAUAGUGGCUAUAAGCAGCUGCGACGUCUGGUUCCCAAUGGUAAUGAAAUCAUGUCCUAUUCCCCCGAGGUGGCGCACAACGCAUACUACCACCCUGCGAUCAGUUCCCAGGCACCUUUGCUCUGGAUCCCUCGCGAUGAUAUGGGCGUCAGUCGCCAGGAAGUGCGCCACACCAUGAAGGUCAUCCCCAUCACGGAUGAGGAUGCUUGGCUGGAUGACAAGAACAGAAUCCAGUGGGAUGUCGACAAGGGCGUCCCCCCUGUUUAUGAGGAAAAGGUGUACUACUAGUAGUGCCGACAUCAUGGAAGAAUGGUUAUGAUCUAGUCUCUCAUUUUUUUUUUCUUUUCUUAGUUUUAACUUGAUACCCAGAUGUCCGCC